This is a messenger RNA of Dentiscutata erythropus, 1185 nucleotides long. The record is from the annotation of a GenBank genome assembly. NCBI's taxonomy places the organism in Eukaryota, Fungi, Glomeromycota, Glomeromycetes, Diversisporales, Gigasporaceae.
AUGCAGCAACCAACUGAUUCAACAGGUUCGCCUAAAAAACAAUAUGCUACUUACAAGCUUAUAAAAAUGUUUACUACGGAUAAUAACACAUGUCCAGUUUCACAUGACCACGAUUUUGAUAUUAGAGACUUUUCACAAACUCAACUUUUUUAUGAAAUAAAAAGUGACUCUAAUAACUCAGAAUGUACACCUUCAUAUUGUCGUGAAAUUUAUAGAAUUGAUAGUCGGGAUAAUUUAUAUUGGUACAAUUCUGCUGCACUUAAAGUUGUACCUUCUAAAAAAUAUUUUCAAUCUUCUUCCCCUCAAACUUUAUCUCCAACCACUCCAAAGUCUCCUCAAAAUUUAUCACCUUAUAUUCCAAAAUCUCCCCAAAAUUUAUCACCAUCUAUUCCAAGGUCUCCUCUAACUUUAACUCCACCCUCUCCAUCAUUUCCUCAUCCUUUAACUCCUCCUAAGUCUCCCGUUUCUCCUCCUAAAUCUCCUUUUUCUCCUCCUAAAUCCCCUAUUUCUCCAUUCGCGUCCCCUAAUCCAAUGACUUUAUGGUCGAUCGAUUUUGGUGAUUUUAAAUGUUCAAGAAUUUUAAAGAAAUCUGUAAGACCAAAAGCUUUCUCAAUUACUCAUAUGGAAACGGGUGCCAGAUCUACUUUUAUUCAUACCAAAAAAUCCGCACCUUCCGGUUAUGCUGGUGAAGUUAAUACUCCAUUUGAUAAAACUUGUGAUCAAAGAUAUAAUUGGGUCCUUGACCCACAUAAUCAAAAAUGGUCUUUAAUUCAAUCAAAUGAUCCUCAAAGAAUACUAGUAGAAUUCAAAAAGACUAGUAUCGAUAAUGAAUUCUUAAUUGUAUUUUUAGAGAAACCACCUUAUGGUUGGUCACCACGUAUUGCUGAUCGUUUAUCUAAAUAUCAUUCUGCUAAAUCUGAAAGAAUGAAUGGAUCAAAUGAUCGAAGAGGUUCUGAUAGUUCAAAUGGUAGCGGUAAUAAUUCUCUUAAAAGCCCUUCGUUAAAUGGUAGCUUUAUGUCAGAUAAUGAUAUAAAUGAUGAAAAGCAUUGGCAGGAAUUCGUCUUGGCUUCCACUGUGGCCAUUCAGGACGAAGUUAAUCCUAAGAAGCGAAGAAAAAAGCAAUCUAGGUGGUCAUUUCAUUUAAAUAUUGACACGACAGAUGUUGAAACCAUAUUUAGUUGGCAG